Messenger RNA from Egretta garzetta (little egret), 702 nucleotides. It is a transcript of the gene GC, whose product is annotated as GC vitamin D binding protein. Gene Ontology annotation, cellular component: blood microparticle; cytoplasm. Gene Ontology annotation, molecular function: vitamin D binding. Gene Ontology annotation, biological process: transport. Lineage: Eukaryota; Metazoa; Chordata; Aves; Pelecaniformes; Ardeidae. The record is from RefSeq and is a predicted model, not a curated record.
AUGAGGGCAGCGCUCGCCCUGCUGCUGCUUUUGGCCGCUGCGCGUGCUGAGCACCGAGCGAGGGGCAGCGUGCUGCCGGCUCAUCCUCUCUCCUUGCUCCCUGCUCCCAGGACCAUCAUCGCCAACAGCAGGAAAUUCUCCAACGCCACCUUCGAGGAGAUCAGCCACCUCGUCCACGAGAUAGUGUCCCUGGCUGAAACCUGCUGCACCAAAGGCGCCGACCCCUCCUGCUACGACGCCGGGUCCUCCGCUCUCUCGGCCAAAUCCUGCCUGCAGCACCCACCCCAGCAGCCACCCCGCUACCUCCAGCCCUCUGACCAAGAGCUCUGCCAGGCCUUCAAGAAGGACCCCAAGGACUUUGCAGACAGCCUCGCCCUGAUAUCGAACCGGUUUUGCUCCCGCUUCACGGCGGAUGGGAAGGACAAAGUCGCCUUCAGCUACCUCACCUCGCUUGCCCAGAAGAUGCCUGGUGCCUCCUUCGAAGACCUUCUCCCCCUGGCAGAAGAUGCUGCCGAGGUGCUCUCCCAGUGCUGCGACUCGGUGGCCGAGGACUGCAUGCAGAAGAAGUUAUCGGAACACGUCGCCAAAGCCUGCGCGGCCCGCCGCGAAAGGUGUGCGGACUGCUGCAAGGGGACAAACCUCAUGCAAAACUAUUUCUGCAUCUUGGCCUUGCCCCCCGCCCCCGCCCCCAAACUGCCGGAG